Sinocyclocheilus rhinocerous is the source of this 249-nucleotide messenger RNA. RefSeq names its product charged multivesicular body protein 4c-like. The transcript is spliced from 2 exons. Gene Ontology annotation, cellular component: cytoplasmic side of plasma membrane; ESCRT III complex; multivesicular body. The annotation marks the transcript as partial. NCBI's taxonomy places the organism in Eukaryota, Metazoa, Chordata, Actinopteri, Cypriniformes, Cyprinidae. The record is from RefSeq and is a predicted model, not a curated record. Gene Ontology annotation, biological process: late endosome to vacuole transport via multivesicular body sorting pathway; vesicle budding from membrane.
AUGUUAACCAAGAAACAAGAGUACUUAGAGCAAAAGAUUGACGCGGAACUAUUGACAGCAAAGAAAAACGGCACGAAAAACAAACGAGCUGCUUUACAGGCCCUGAAAAGAAAGAAGCGAUAUGAGAAGCAGCUGGCUCAGAUAGAUGGCACUCUCUCCACUAUUGAGUUCCAGCGAGAAGCAUUGGAGAAUGCUAAUACAAACACAGAAGUGCUUAAAAACAUGGGCUUUGCAGCCAAGGCCAUGAAG